CUGGUGUGUGUUUCAAAGUUGAAAGUGCAUUUGUCGUGGGCGGGGAGGAUGUGUAUGUGUUGUGUGGGGACUGAUUAUGAUAUGGAGACCAAUGUUAUAUGAACUGUUGCAGUUUUGGACAUUAGUGUUAUAGGGACUGUUGCAGUUAUGGACAUUAUUGUUAUAUGGACUGUUGCAGUUAUGGACAUUUUGGACCCUUAGACGAGCCAUGACAGUGUUGCUUGUGUGGUAGGGUGCUUGUGUACUGAUUCUUUUCCCUGCCCCGAAGCCUGAGUGGUGCUCUAGACGAUUUCCCACACCCGUCAGCCUUGAUGGGCAAUCAUCUGGCUACCAUGCUGGUUGGCUGGUGUGGUGAUUGUAGCUCGGAUAAGAGGCAGGGAGCGGCGGGACUGUGGAGGUGGAGUAGGGGAGAAAGCGAUGUCCUGCUGCCUGCUGACCGCUGUUUGCUGACUGUGGCUGCCGACGAGGACGUUGAGCCGCUGUGGGCUAUCUACGCUAGACGAUCGCCACAGUAAAGGGAAGAGCUAUUUGUAUUCUUUGGUUAUUUCACAUGUCCAUGUAGCUCACGAUGGUGUUGGAAUUCCAGGCGGGUGCUGCCGGACGACGAGAUGGAGCCUGAUCCGGAGGAGAGCCGCAGUUGAGUGACAACGCUAACUUGGAGUGCAUCAAAAGGGACGGUGAUAUUCCAACUCUGCAUCGUUGUGCGAGUGAGCGUCGCUGACACUGCUGGCUAGAGUGGUCUAAUGGCCUGUGUUUUGUCAACAGUUUCAGCCGGGACUCAGUGCUGCUUCUACUUCCGUGGUUGACGACUCCACUGGCGUGCUGACGUGAACAUCGUAUCGCCGUGACGUCACCUUCAAGAACUAGGCUCACUGCCGAUCCGAUAGCGGACUACAUUUCCCAGAGGCCCCGGUGGUGAUUCGUGCUUAUGACUUUUGAAGUGCCUUAUGGUUCCGAGAUGGGAUUGACUACACGUGUGGUUUUGAGUGGCCAACCCUGAACAUGUCCGCCCCUAUAAGUUUUACCCUCCUGUCUAGAGUGGCGACCCAUGUGUUAUUACAUAAUAAAUAAAUCUGUAUUUUUACAAAAAACCGUAAUCUCGUGUUGUGGUGUGUGUAACUGGGAUCUGUUGGUACUUAAGGCUACUGGCCCUUGGCUGGUGACAUCUUUCUUGGCGUAGUCGGCAGGAUCCCAGUACACACCUACAAUAUGGAUGAAGCCCCGGCUAGGGAGGGGGCCGGUACGGUUAAUGCGGUUUUAAUGCCUUGGUUUAUGGGUGGCCCGUGGAUACCUAAAUUUAGUGGGAAGGGGGGGGGUGCUACAUAUGGGGAGUGGCAGGCCCAAAUCGAGGCUUUCCUGCGUGCUCAAGGAUUAAGCGGGCAACAAAAACUGGACUUCAUCCUUAGUGCCCUUGAAGGUGAGGCCAAACAGGAAGUACUGCUUGCAGAGCCAGAUAAACGUGACACGGAUACCAACCUCUUUGCCCUACUGAAGACCCUUUAUGGAAAAGCUGAGCCAGUUGCCCAACUGCGAGCAAAGUUUUUCCAGUGCCGCCAAGGGGUAGAUGAAGGGGUGGGGGCCUUUGUGCUGCGUCUCCGCGAACUGCAUCAUCGAUGGCGUGCUGUGGACCCUGCGCCCGUGGGGGGGGACGAUGAAAUGCUCCGGGCCCAGUUUUUGAUGGGAUUAAAGCCAGGUCCUGUGCAGCAAGAGUUACAACGUCAGCCCCGCCGUCUGCCCGGCCUGACCUUCGCGGAGACCUGUACUGAGGCGAAGGCAUUAGAAAAGGAGUUACAGCAAGAGGAGGCGCAUGUAUGCAGGACCCAAAUGGCCCAGCUGGCACCAACAGCCACAGCAACAGAUCCGACCUGGCAACAGUGGAAAGACUCUUUAAAGUCCGAGUUGCAACAGGAGCUCAAGGAGCAAGUCUCAGCACUGAGCAAAAAUCUACUGGAGGAGUUCAAGAAGCUCCACCUACAAGACUCCCAGGGUGAAGUUAUCCAGCGGAUCCGUGAUGCCCCAGCCACUGCCUCGUCCUCCAGACCUCGGCAUACCCGCCCUGCUGGUGAGCCUCGGUCCUUCCAGUGGGAUGCUCAAGGCCGACCCAUAUGUCGAGACUGCGGAGAGUCUGGACACGUUCAGCGCUUUUGCCCCCGUCGUCGUCAGAAUUUUUAGAACCCUCGGUUGCCUU
Alosa sapidissima (American shad) is the source of this 2188-nucleotide messenger RNA. RefSeq lists its product as uncharacterized. Gene Ontology annotation, molecular function: zinc ion binding; nucleic acid binding. Bases 1210 to 2172 code for a protein of 320 amino acids. The record is from RefSeq and is a predicted model, not a curated record. Lineage: Eukaryota; Metazoa; Chordata; Actinopteri; Clupeiformes; Clupeidae. The transcript has 4 exons.